AUGGCACCACAAUCUUUUCGUCUCAGGACUUUCCUCUUUGCGACAUCUCUUUUAAGCACCUCUACUACCGCCCAAAACACGACGAAUGACACAAACUCCUCGGGAUGUAGUGAGAGAUUUCCACAGAAAGACCGGCCUGUCAACGCCACUGGUACAGCAAAUAUCUCCGAUUCUUACCUCUCCACGACCUUUGGCGACUACCGCAACGAUAGUAGCAAUCACUCUACCUCCUGGAAGUUUAAACCCAUGACAAUGGCAUACCUCACCGCGCCGUUGGAAAGCCAUGGGCAAGCAUGUGUAUAUAUGUAUAUAGGCGUCGAUAACCGCGGACGAGGUGGCGGUCCAAACGGCUGUGAUGGCGUACUACCACAGGCAUGCGUCGAUCUACUAGAGCGGAAGCUCAGGCUACCCGGCAACAUACUACCAGGCGGUAUGACAUGUCCAUCAGGGGCUCAUGAUGACGAGCUCGACGAGGCUUGUGGUAACGACACCAUCUCGAGGGGAGUUCUCAGUUUAUCCUCCACAAUAGACCUGGCCAACACCACAUACUCAUGUAACGAUAACCCUAAAGGCAUUGACCUGAAUCCUAAUGGCUACACGACACGGGAACUCUUCGGUUGGGGCACACAAGUCUACGACACGGAUCCGCAGAACUUUACCUGGUACGAUGAAUUCGUCACUCGUCCUGUUCCAAUGGUACUCUCUACAAAUAUUGAUGGAACCUCCGAGGCAAAAGUUGUUUGUAUCGCGAUGGAUGAGGUGAAAAAGGGAAGUCGUGUGCCGCCUGAGUCUGUGAAUAAUGGAGAGGACAAUGAGAGCGCGGCGGUGGGUUUGGAGUGGAAGAACUGUCUCUUUGACCUUAGCCUUCCUGCUAUUGUAGGUAUCCUUGUCGGCGGCAACAACGGCCUCGACCGCAUCACCCAAGAGCCUUCCAGGACCUUGUUCAUCUCCAAAGGUAGUAGAGUAGCCAUGAAGCCAGCGCAGCAAUACCUCGAAGUCAUCAGGUAUCUCCUCCACUGCUUCACUCAUGAUCAACCGCUGAGCCUUGCUCCAGACGUAGAGCUCCACGUCGACGCAAGCCUACCUGAAGCCUUCCAUAUCACUGUCAAGAGUGUUGACGUAGCGUCGAGCAGCGUUCCUCAGACCGUCCAGCUUGCUCUCGUCUGCUGUGUUGAAGGACGGUGGGGGCCAAUCAAGAGCUGCCAAAGCUCCAAGGGUAGCUUCCGCACCAACCACAGCUCCCUUCACUCCCGAUUACCUGGAGUCCCUCUAUCCGGUGCUGUCGUCAAUCUAGCAACCAUGUCUUCCAACCGCCACGGCCAUGACAAUUCGCACAACGUCUCGCGCGUCUUGUACGAUCAUGUCAAUGGGCAGAACAACAACACUUCCGAGUCAACACCUUUGCUACACAACAUCAUCCCGCAGCACAUCCACCCUGAUGGCGAGAGCGGUCGUAAAGGCUUCCACCCAUCCCACUUCAUCAACGUAGCAUGGCGCUCUGGAAGCAAUGCAGCAAAGUAUACCAAUCUACUCUGGCCCUUCGUCAUCGUAGCCAUCGUGCUGCACUUUGCAGCCCCAGGAAUGCCUAUUGCUAUCUUUGCGACCAGCUACAUUGCCAUGGUGCCUGUGGCCAACCUAUUGGGAUUCGCAGGCCAGGAGUUCGCGAGGAAGAUGCCAAAGGUCUCGGGUAUUCUGAUUGAGACUGCGUUUGGUUCGAUUGUGGAGAUUAUUCUCUUCAUGAUUUUGAUUGCGAAACAUCAUUCUAGGGAUGGGUCGAGCGAACAUGGGAAUCUUAUUCCGGUUAUUCAGGCGGCGAUUUUGGGGUCUAUUUUGACUAAUCUCCUGCUCUGCCUGGGACUUUGUUUUUUCGUUGGCGGUCUUCGCCAGAUGAGCCAGAAGUUCCAUGCUUCUGUCAGCGAAGUCGGCUCUGGUCUACUUCUGGUAGCUGGCUUCGGUCUGCUUAUCCCAUCUGCCUACUACUCUGCGCUCAAAGGCUCUGCUGUCGCAAAGGCGACAAAGCACCAUGAGUUCACGGAGAAGAUUCUGCAGCACAACGUUCUCAGGAUCAGUCAAGUUACUUCGAUUCUGCUAAUCAUCGCUUUCUGCAUCUUCAUCUGGUACAACGCCCGCUCCCAACAUUCGCUCUUCGACGAAGUCCUGGAGGCAGACGAACACGCCGAUCUAGACCACCACGAAGAUCUCGCCAAGCCGAAAUUCACUUUCACAGAGUGCAUGGUCGCCCUCGUCCUCUCAUUAGCCAUUGUCACGCUCCUCGCCGUGUUUCUCGUCGAGCGCAUCGAAGACGUUGUUGAGUCUGGUAUUCCAGACCAGUUCCUCGGUCUUAUUAUGCUGCCUCUUGUCGAAAAAGCGGCGGAGCAUUUGACUGCUAUUGACGAAGCCUGGGACGGUCAGAUCAACUUUGCCCUUUUUCACUGCAUCGGUCCAUCGAUUCAGACCGCUCUCUUCAACGCUCCUCUCGUUGUCAUCGUCGGCUGGAUCAUGGGUAAAGACAUGGACCUUAACUUUGAGAUUUUCAUGAUUGUUUUGCUGGUCUUGGCCAUUGUUGUUGUGGGCAACUUCCUACGUGACGGCGAGUCGAACUACCUUGAGGGUGCUAUGCUUAUUAUUGUUUACGUCAUCGUUGCCGUGGCUGCCUGGUACUAUCCCAACCCUGAUGUUGCGACUUCGAAUGGUGCGGAGUAG
This is a messenger RNA of Alternaria atra, 2703 nucleotides long. RefSeq lists its product as uncharacterized. Gene Ontology annotation, cellular component: fungal-type vacuole membrane. Gene Ontology annotation, biological process: calcium ion transmembrane transport; intracellular calcium ion homeostasis. The transcript has 6 exons. NCBI's taxonomy places the organism in Eukaryota, Fungi, Ascomycota, Dothideomycetes, Pleosporales, Pleosporaceae. Bases 1 to 2703 code for a protein of 900 amino acids. Gene Ontology annotation, molecular function: calcium:proton antiporter activity. The record is from RefSeq and is a predicted model, not a curated record.